Messenger RNA from Lycium barbarum (goji berry), 792 nucleotides. RefSeq lists its product as uncharacterized. The record is from RefSeq and is a predicted model, not a curated record. The coding region runs from base 1 to 792 and encodes 263 amino acids. Gene Ontology annotation, molecular function: nucleic acid binding; zinc ion binding. Lineage: Eukaryota; Viridiplantae; Streptophyta; Magnoliopsida; Solanales; Solanaceae. The transcript has 2 exons.
AUGGCUAAGGCAUACACCCUCCAAGAGUUUAACGAAUGCAUGGGAAGGGUGACCAAAAUAGAUAGGAAGCUGAGGAGAUACUUGUUUGAGAUUGGUUAUCAUAAAUGGACACGGAUACAUGCAACAGUAAAAAGAACAUGGACACAGACUUCAAACAUAGCUGAAUCUAUAAACAAUGCUACAGUGAAUGCUAGGGAAUUGCCGAUGGCAAAAUUAUUGGAUUUCAUGAGGGAAUUGGUUGAAAGAUGGAAUGCGACGCACAAUGAAGAAGCAAAGAAUACAUUCACAGAUCUUACUAAAAAGUAUCAAGAAAUUAUCAACAAGAAUGGGGUAUUAUCACAUCGUAUGACUGUACGAGCUUCCACUGAAUUUCUACAUACAGUGAUUGAUGGUGUUAGGAGGUUCACAAUGUGUCUUCGAGCUAGGACGUGUACUUGUGGAAGAUUUCAACUGGAUGAGAUACCUUGCGGGCAUGCUAUGGAUGCUAUAGUGUAUAGGCACCAACAUGGAGCGGAAUAUACCUCUGCCUACUACAGCAAUAAGAAUUUUCUCGAUACAUAUGCAAUACCAGUUGUGCCUCUUCCAUGUGAAAGUACAUGGGAUAUACCGAGGCAUGUAAAGGAAGAGAUUGUGUUGCCACCAGAUGGUAAAAGACCACCAGGAAGACCAGCUACCAAACGAAUGAAACCAUUCCACGAGGGAAAAUUUAAGAAAUCAACAGUGACAUGCAGCAGAUGUGGUACAAAAGGCCACAAUAAGAAGACCUGUAGCAAUAUUCCAAAGGGAAAUUAA